GUGUGCAGUUCUCUGGUUAAAAUUUUUUUUGAACAACAGCCUAAAAGUUAACUUAAAAAAUGCAGCCAGAUAGAAAAGCUGGUCCUUCAACUAUGAAGACCAAAACCUUGUCUGACUUGAAGUCCAAAUUUGCAGAUAAAUCUUGGAAUGAGACCAUUCAGCUGGUGCGAAGAUGUAUGGAUAAAACGAGGGCGGAUGGCAGAGUUUGUGAUCCAAUCACAAAGUGUCUUCAGAAGAUCAAUGAAGCACUUAACGUGUCCUCCCUCACAGCCAUGGUGUCUAGGCUGGAGAUGAUUGCCAAACAAAUAGGAUUGGGGUCACACUUAAGCCCCACAGAGACUGUGUGUUACCUGACUGCAGACCUGUUUUAUGUUGAAGUGGUCCUGCUGCCAGGGGGAAGAGUUGAAGAUGUAAGGGUGGCCCAUCACGGGGAAGCUCCUGUGUCAAGUCCAACGUUCCUUCAGUUGUUGAGGAUGAAGAAGUUUCAAGAGUUUUCUCUGAAGUUGGAAGACCUUGCCAGUUUUUACAACAUACCAGGAGAUGUUGAUGACAAGAUUAAAAUCUACACCGCCCUUCAACAUCUUGAAAGCGACCUCUUGAAGAUAUCCCACUUACCAAGAUCUUUGAGAGAAGGUGACCUUCAUGAUGACCUCAUUCUGAAUGGAAUAAUUGGGAAUGUCCGGCCAGGCAAUGAGGAGACUCCAAUGAAAAUAGAGUACUAUAUAAGUCCAUCAGAGGCUCUGAUGAGGUUGUCAAGCACAGGUGAGGUUGGUGGUGGCCAGGUUGCCUUGGUAACAGUGGGGAGUAGCGACACCCCAUACAGGCUGCAGAUGGAGCCACUGAUCUUCUCUCCACCACAGGUCGACUUAUUUGGAGUUCCAGCAUUUCAGCAGCUCAGCGACUCCUGCUCUGCCUUACUCCCAGCUACGUUUCUUCUCAAACUACAGCCACCAUUGCCAAUGCUCACCUCUUUCAUUGAGAAAAUGGGUAAAAUAACAGAUGCUGUUAUACCAGAGAAACACCUGCAGGUGGAGCCUCUACCACAGCUUCUCAUGAAGACCAGCACAAUCCAGAACACCAAAAUAUCAUGGACAGAGGGAGUUCAGUUUGUUGUGCCAUUGCCAGCAUCGGAAUACCACAGUUAUGUAUUCUCUGGGUCUGAAUGGGGCCAUGAGUCAUGGGAAGGAGCCCUAAUUGACGCAGUCCCCUUCACUCAUCCCGGCCAUGUCCCUGUAUUACUGGAUACCCUUCGCCAUCAGUCUGCCAUCAAUGUUCUGUUGGCAAGCUGUUUCAGUAACCACACGCACCACAUAGAUGCUGGCUUAUCGUAUGACCUGAAAUGUGAGGUGCUUCCAGAAUCAGACUGCUGCGUCUCUGUUACAUUUAGCCUUGAGAAUAGCGACCACCUGGCUGUUCUUCUAGUGAUGGUGGCAGAUUUUCGUCAGGUGAGCUGCAGACUCCUGAUGCCUGACUUUGUGGAUCAUAAGCUUAAUGACUACAUAUCCAGAGUCCUUAUGCGGUGCAUGUCCAUUCCCAUAACAAUGAGAGCCAUACGCAGAAAGGUGGCCAACCUGAUGAUCCCUCCCUCACCUGUGGCUGAACCACCGUGCACUUUUAAAAUGGAGAGCUCAUCUCCAACAAUUGCUGUCUGUCCUGAUGUAGCCGAUCCUGAUAUCAAACCUGCUGUGUACCCAUCUGUCUCCCAAGAGGGCAAUGGGGAGAAAAGCCUCCCCUCCUCGGCAGGCUACUAUGUUAUGUCUGUUGCUUCUACCCCAGUGGAUGAUAAUGCAAAUACAGAUGCUGUUGCUAACCCUUCCCCUUGUGCUUCUCUGGGUGUCUAUUCACACUGGGUCACCAAUGGAGUUCCUGCAGAGCUUAUUUAAAGUGAUGAGUGCUUUUAAUACAUAUUAUAUUUUUAAGUUAUUACUUUUACAAAAAUCUUAAAUAAAAGUCACAAGUUUAAAGCAGUUAAAUAGUAUGACGUUUUAGAUAGUCUUUGUUGCAUUGUUAAGCAGCUCGUGUUCAUCUCAAAACAAAACAAAACUGUCUUGAAUCAAAGCAUGAUUUUAAAAGUUUGUACCUCCUGAAACAACUUUCCAUUUCAGCUGAUGCCCCCCAGACUAUAGCAAAAUGUUAACCAAUAGCAAAAGGGUUACU
Molecule: messenger RNA, 2157 nt
Organism: Paramisgurnus dabryanus
Lineage: Eukaryota; Metazoa; Chordata; Actinopteri; Cypriniformes; Cobitidae
Gene: med1l
Product: mediator complex subunit 1-like
Biological process (GO): regulation of transcription by RNA polymerase II; cellular response to thyroid hormone stimulus
Cellular component (GO): mediator complex
Molecular function (GO): nuclear vitamin D receptor binding; transcription coregulator activity; nuclear retinoic acid receptor binding
Source: RefSeq, a predicted model, not a curated record